Molecule: messenger RNA, 945 nt
Organism: Lymnaea stagnalis (great pond snail)
Lineage: Eukaryota; Metazoa; Mollusca; Gastropoda; Lymnaeidae
Source: the annotation of a GenBank genome assembly
CAAUCUCAGUUUAGAGAGACUCCAUUUUCUUCACGUGUCUUAAUCAACUGUUUCACCGAAUUUCUCGCCGUCUGCGGUAUCGUCGGAAAUAUUCUAAACAUCAUCAUCCUGUCUGAUCAUGGCUUCCACGAUACCACCAACAUCCUGCUGACGUCAUUGGCGUCCGACGAUUUGAUUUGUUGUCUGACCGAAGUCAUUAUUCGUUUGCCUUACAUCAUAACCGCAUACUUUCAGGAGAUCCGAUUUUUCUUGUUCUGUCGUCAAUACCUGGUGAUAUUGAACUACUUAUCCUUCUCACAGAGUCAACUACUAGCGGCGGUCAUCGCUGUAGAGAGACUCGCAGCCGUGUGGUUUCCCUUUCUUGUGUCCCGUGUCUUUACUCCAAGACGUAUGAUGAGUCUAAUCAUCCUGCUCCACGUCAUCACAUUCUUUUUUCAUUCGCCAGGUUUUAUCACUUACCUUGCCAUACAGAAGACUUUUAAAAAAAAUAAUGUAACUACUUAUCACUUCGUAUUUAAAGGACUGAAAGAUGCGGAUAUUCAAGCCAUCAACUGGUAUUUGGUUUUUUUUGUCAACAUAAUCUACUCUACUCUGCCACUGCUCACCAUUCUUGUCUCCUCAAUUCUAAUCAUGAUAAAAAUGUUUAUCAUCACAAAAGAAAUGAAACAUCUUUCAGCCUCUGCUGUGAAAUCCAAGAAGCUGAAAAUUAUAAAAGCCACCAAGAUGCUACUGGUUAUCUGUCUUUUUUCGUUUUCGGUGUGCAUUGUUACUUUUAUCUUAGAUAUAGUACCAUUACUAUUUGAACUCGACAACUACUUUCGUGUAGUUUGUUUAGACAUCAGCCAUAUUUUUUACAUGCUUGAGAUGGUGUUAAAUUUUAUCAUAUAUGUUUCGAUGAGCUCAAAAUUUGUACAAACGUAUAGAAAGUUAUUUUGUACACGUUGA